AUGUCAAGAACCGAUGAAGAAUUAAAUAAUAAUUAUGUAGUCACACAAGGAAGUUCUACUGUCAGUAAUCCAGAAGGUAAUAAUCAUAAUAAUUCAGAUAUAGAUAAAAGACAACAUAUAGCUGUCAAACAAAUUAAAUUGAAAUAUGUUUUCACAAUGAUAAUUACUGAUAAAAUUAAUUUCAUUCCAGAUGUUGAACAACAC
This is a messenger RNA of Funneliformis geosporum, 204 nucleotides long. The record is from the annotation of a GenBank genome assembly. NCBI's taxonomy places the organism in Eukaryota, Fungi, Glomeromycota, Glomeromycetes, Glomerales, Glomeraceae.